Pseudomassariella vexata is the source of this 1440-nucleotide messenger RNA. RefSeq lists its product as uncharacterized. The record is from RefSeq and is a predicted model, not a curated record. The transcript has 2 exons. Gene Ontology annotation, cellular component: Rad51B-Rad51C-Rad51D-XRCC2 complex; centrosome; replication fork. Gene Ontology annotation, biological process: double-strand break repair via homologous recombination; telomere maintenance; reciprocal meiotic recombination. NCBI's taxonomy places the organism in Eukaryota, Fungi, Ascomycota, Sordariomycetes, Amphisphaeriales, Pseudomassariaceae. Bases 1 to 1440 code for a protein of 479 amino acids. Gene Ontology annotation, molecular function: four-way junction DNA binding; ATP-dependent activity, acting on DNA; single-stranded DNA binding.
AUGCUGCCGUCUCAGGCCAGCUCGCACUUCGCAGUCGAACCGAUCUCGGGAGCGACGCUUUUCGAGGUCGAAAACACGAGGAGGGAGGAGCUGAAGCGCAUGGGGGUCUUGAGGACUGGAUGUAGGGAGAUUGAUGAAUAUGUUUUGGGUGGCGGGCUUGAACGCGGGUGCGUCGUGGGGUUGAGUGCUGAGGAGGCAGAUAUGGGUCUUUUGAUUGGCGUGCAAACCGUGGCACACGGCUUGAUCGGCAGCCUUUCGGGCAUAGCUUCGACCAAGUUACGAGCAGCCAUCAUCACUACACUCCCUGCGUCAGCGAUACUGCCACUGCUCCGGGAUGUCAUCACUUCUCAGGCACAAGCAAAGCUUGGCCAAGAGAGCUCAACCGCCGAUGUACAAGUGCUGGUGCGGCUGUGUUUAGAGCGCAUCUCUAUCUCGCGUGUGUUUGAUAUCGAGGGCCUAUGGGAAGUGCUGAACGAGCUCGAGACGCCGCUUUCGGCUGCCGGUUUACGUGAUCCAAAGCCAGAGCCAGAAUCUGAGCCGCCUGAAUCCUCACAGAGGUCUGCACCAUCACCCCCUGCAACAAGGCUGCCGCCACUGCGGACAGAAAUCCUUGAUAGCGAGGACGAAAGCGCUCUCUCCUCCUCACCUUCGUCCGGUUUUAAUGCAUCUCCCCAAGUUAUAACACAGGAUGCUUCAGCCAAGGCUCUGCAAACUGAACCAACCGGAGAGGCACAACCAAGUGUUCCAGAUAUAAUCCUGAUAACACAUUUCUCAACCCUCCUGACAACACUUUUCACCCAACGCGACAAGUCCUCCGCCCACACCUCACUCCAACUCCUGUCCUCCCAUCUAAGGUAUCUCUCACGAUCCUCCGGGCCGCUUAUUCUCCUUCUGAAUACUACAACCUCUCCAUCAACCCAAGCUGCUGCUCCUGCGACUCCAGACCGGCCCAACAAGUCCAGUAAUAAACAGCAAGAAAAACCGUUGGACACCACACUGCGCUCAAUAUUCAAUCCACGACCCCUAACACACGCCGGACACGGAUCCGCGGGCGCCGCACUCAGCCGAAGGAACAAACCCGCGUUCGGACUGACGUUCACGCAGUUUCUGGACCUGCACCUAUUGUGCACGCGGGUGCCGAGAUCGAGAAUCGAUGCUGAGGCUAUGUUUGCACCGGCUUCGUUCCAGGAAAGACUUGUCGGAAGGGGGAAUGCGAGUUUUGCCUGGGUUGUGGAGGUUCUGUUGGACGAUAUCGGUGUAUUGGGAGAGGGGGGGCAGGGGGGAAAGGGAAUAAAUGUGGUGUUGGAAAGGGAGCAGAGGUGGGGGGCUGUGAAUGUGCGAGAUGGAGUUAUGGUUGUUGAUGCCUUUGAAGCAAGGGAGGGGAGGUAUAAUACUGACCCCGUUAGGCUGGCUGCUGGGUUUGGAGGGAGGAGCGUUUGA